UCUCCCUACGUUUCCUCUCUGACUUUGUGAGUAGGGAAACCCUGAUGGCUAGUCUUAGUUGCACCCCUUACUUCCCCGCAUUGCUGAUGCUGCUCAUGAUGAUAAUGAUGGGCUCAACAAGGGCCGACUACAAUGUGCUGAGUUACGGUGCAAAACCCGAUGGAACUACUGACUCGACCAAGGCCUUCCUCAAGGCGUGGGUAGCCGCUUGCAGCUCUACCAGGGCUGCCACCAUUUACGUGCCAAAAGGGAGGUUCUUGCUCAAGGCGGUGGAGUUCCGGGGGCCUUGCAAGAGUAGGAUCAUCGUCAGGGUUGAUGGCACCUUGGUGGCUCCAUCCAAUUAUCGGGAGCUUGGGAACUCAGGGUACUGGAUCCUCUUCAUCAAGGUCAAUAAUAUUAUGUACCUUGGGGGCAGUCUAGAUGCUCGUGGAGCUGGCUUCUGGGCUUGCCGGAAGUCGGGAAAUAAUUGUCCGCCUGGUGCUAGGUCGCUUACCUUCAACUGGGCGAAUAAUGUUGUAGUAAGUGGGGUAACAUCGAUAAAUAGCCAGGUGACCCACCUGGUGAUAAAUAGCUGCAACAAUGCCGUUGUGAGAAACGUAAAACUGUAUGCUCCGGAUCAGAGCCCGAACACUGAUGGAAUUCAUGUCCAAGGAUCGACUGGGGUGACCAUCUCUGGAAGCACACUUCAGACAGGAGACGACUGCAUCUCCAUUGGCCCUGAUACCAGGAACUUGUUCAUGACCAACAUCAAAUGCGGCCCUGGGCAUGGCAUCAGCAUUGGGAGCCUGGGAAGGGAAACAAAUGAAGGUGGCGUCCAGAAUAUCACACUCACGAAUUCGGUAUUCAGUGGGUCUGACAAUGGGGUGCGCAUAAAGUCAUGGGCAAGGCCGACGACUUCAUUCGUGAGGAACGUCGUCUUCCAAAAUUUGAUCGUGAGGAAUGUCAAGAAUCCCAUCAUCAUCGACCAGAAUUAUUGUCCCAACAACCAAGGUUGUCCAAACCAGAGUUCAGGCGUGAAGAUUAGUGGAGUCACAUACAGGAACAUACGGGGGACAUCGGCUACUCAGAAUGCGGUGAUAUUCAAGUGCAGCACCAGCAACCCUUGCAGCGGGAUCAGACUGCAUGACAUAAAUUUGACAUACAUGAAGAAACCUGCUUCUGCUUCGUGCAGUCACGUCAGCGGCACAAGCACUGGCGUUCGUGUCCCAGAGAGCUGCCUCUAAGAAUAGUAUCAAUAUUUGAAUCAAAUAGUUGGUUUCGAUUAGUAGUUUAGGUGUAGUGCGGAUGCACACCAGAUGGAACUAAGCAAGUUUGUUGAUGCUUAUAUGAAUCCAUGGUUUGAGUGUGCGGUUGAAUGCCACCAAAUAAAGUUGUGUUUGAUUACUCCAAUUAAGUGUUGAAACUCAGCACUUAAUUGGAUUGAGCUUGUUUGAUAAAUAUAAAAUAAAAGUGACUCAACUUAGUGAUUAAAUCAAAAAAGUA
Molecule: messenger RNA, 1482 nt
Organism: Punica granatum (pomegranate)
Lineage: Eukaryota; Viridiplantae; Streptophyta; Magnoliopsida; Myrtales; Lythraceae
Source: RefSeq, a predicted model, not a curated record